CUUAAUCUCAUCAGAAUCUGAACUCUUUAAAAGGACAGAGCGAAGCAGCAGUCGCUGUUUGGCAUAAAGGGAAAUUUCUACGACAUAAACAGGGAAAAUUAAUAGGAGCACAAGUGUUCAAGUAACAGAGGCAUGAAUCUGGACAUAGGCAAACCAGACGCAAAGACUGGUGGCAAAGCCCCCCUCAGAGCCACAGCUCCUGGUUCCCCACGGAAGGCCCCACCCAAGUUCAAACAGAGAAACACUCGUCAAUUCAAGAGCAAACCCCCCAAGAGAGGAGUUAUUGGCUUUGGAGAAGAUAUUCCAGGAAUGGAGGGACUUGGCACUGAUAUCACUGUGAUCUGCCCCUGGGAGGCGUACAGCCAUCUAGAGCUACAUGAGCUCGCUCAGUACGGCAUCAUUUGAGUCUUCAACAUAUAAACACCUUUCCUCUCUCAAAGGAAACUAUUGUAAAAAGGAUAUUUAGAAAUUAAUCAAAGUAAUAUUUUUUUGCUACUUCUGAAAGGCAAAUGUUAGAAUUAUAUUAGGACAUCAUGUAAUAUGUGUCUGCAUAUUUUGGUGUUUUUUUGUGUGUG
Molecule: messenger RNA, 575 nt
Organism: Cyprinodon tularosa
Lineage: Eukaryota; Metazoa; Chordata; Actinopteri; Cyprinodontiformes; Cyprinodontidae
Gene: pde6ga
Product: phosphodiesterase 6G, cGMP-specific, rod, gamma, paralog a
Exons: 4
Coding region: 133-405 (90 amino acids)
Biological process (GO): visual perception; positive regulation of epidermal growth factor receptor signaling pathway; positive regulation of G protein-coupled receptor signaling pathway
Cellular component (GO): photoreceptor outer segment membrane
Molecular function (GO): cGMP binding; 3',5'-cyclic-nucleotide phosphodiesterase activity
Source: RefSeq, a predicted model, not a curated record